UGCUGUUGUUUUUUUACGGGAAGCGCCCGUUGGUUUUUGAGGGGACACGGUGGCUUUUCCCUCGCGGCAGCGCUCCGAGCGGUUUCGGCGGGCGAGGCUGUGGGGCGUUGGCCGGGUGCUGGUGGCAGGAGGGGCCCCGCAGCGCUUCGCACCGCUAGAAUACAGCCCUGUCUCCGUGGGUUUUGUGGCAGACCGGGAAAUCUAUGAAGAGAUGCGAGCUUCAACCUGUCCCUGAGCCGGAGGGAGAGCGUGGCCAGUUGUGCUGCGCCCAGCCAUGUUGGUGCUGUAAGAUUGAGUCAUUCAGUUGGCUUCUGGCAGACUGAUUGCUAAGUCUAGAACAGAAGCGAACAAGUAAGCUUAAAGGGAAUACUGAAGAUACGCAGAUUUUGAGAAGGCUUUGAACCAUGGAUAGCCUCAGUACAGCAAAUACCACUUUUGCUGUCGACCUCUUAAGAGAGCUGCGUGAGAAGAGCAGCACAAAGAAUCUAUUCUUUUCUCCAUUUAGUAUUUCUUCUGCUUUGUCUAUGAUUUUGCUGGGUUCGAAAGGUAACACUGAAGCCCAAAUAGCAAAGGUGCUUUCUUUGAACAAAGCUGAGGAUGCUCACAAUGGGUAUCAAUCUCUUCUCUCUGAAAUUAACGACCCUGACACCAAGUACAUCCUCAGAACCGCUAACCGGCUUUAUGGAGAAAAGACAUUUGAGUUUCUCUCAUCAUUUAUAGAAUCGAGUCAGAAAUUCUACCAUGCUGGGUUAGAACAGACUGACUUCAAAAAUGCUUCGGAGGAUUCCAGAAAGCAAAUAAAUGGCUGGGUGGAAGAGAAGACUGAAGGUAAAAUUCAAAAAUUGUUGGCAGAGGGAAUUAUUAACUCAAUGACCAAACUUGUGUUGGUGAAUGCCAUCUAUUUCAAAGGCAACUGGAAAGAGAAGUUUGACAAAGAGAGCACAAAAGAAAUGCCAUUUAAAAUUAACAAGAAUGAGACCAAACCUGUGCAGAUGAUGUUCAGAAAAGGUAAAUAUAACAUGACCUAUAUUGGAGAGUUGGAGACCAAAGUCCUUGAGAUCCCUUACGUUGGUAAUGAGCUCAGUAUGAUCAUUCUGCUCCCCGAUGCAAUCCAGGAUGGAUCUACCGGCUUGGAAAAGCUGGAAAGAGAACUUACAUAUGAGAAGCUGAUGGAUUGGAUUAAUCCUGAAAUGAUGGACAGUACAGAGGUGAGAGUAUCUUUACCCAGAUUUAAACUGGAAGAAAAUUAUGAUCUGAAACCCAUCCUGAGCAAGAUGGGAAUGCCUGACGCAUUCGACUUACGGAUGGCGGACUUCUCGGGAAUCUCCUCUGGGAACGAGCUAGUGCUCUCUGAAGUGGUUCACAAGUCCUUCGUGGAAGUCAAUGAAGAGGGCACUGAAGCAGCAGCUGCCACAGCAGGAGUGAUGAUGCUACGCUGUGCUAUGAUCGUUGCCGACUUCACUGCCGAUCAUCCCUUCCUCUUCUUCAUCCGGCACAACAAAACUUCCAGUAUUUUGUUCUGUGGCAGAUUUUGCUCUCCCUAAAAAGAGAGACAGAAGCGCUGCCAUUAACACAAUAAUUUGGUUUCUUUUAGGAUAGAACUACUCUUUUGCACUAACUGCUUCUUUCCACUGUGCCUGAACCCCCUUACCUGGUUAUCAUUUUGGGCUUGAAUAGAGUAACAAAGCUGCUUAGACAUACACAGCAGCUGCCACUUAAAACAGCUGCCUUACCCUGUGCACUUAAGUAGAGAGUUGUUUUCUUGCUGGCACAAGAAACACACACCCCACUUGCUUACUGAACUUUAACCUGUCUUGUAUUUUCUGUUGCACUUCUUGUGGCCUCCAGAGAGCAAAUCAGACAGUGACAUCUUGUAGAAAAAGUUGAUUUCAUUCCUGACUAUACUGGAAGAUAUCUUGUGCUCUGCUCCCCAUUUUUCUUCCUAUCCCCAGUUAUUUUUCAUUUUCUUUCUUCUUCAAUGUUUUGAUAAUGGAGGGAGAUGUAAGGAGGCUUUGGCAACCUCUUUAAGAGUUACUAAGCAUCUGAACUAGACAGGUUUUAUUAUAACUGGAUAGCACUUAUGUAAGAAUGGGAAUAAAAGUAUGUCUGUAACAAAUGACCUUAGGUUUUCAUGGGGUAAGGAUUCCUAUCUUAACACCAUGUGUGCCACCUGAGAAUAUUAACAAUCACCUAGUUCAGUAAGCUUUAAAAAAAGAAGUGUUUAAAAAAAAGCAUAGAUGCCUAUACAGUAUUUAAGUGACAGGGCUUUAUUUUUUUCCAAUCUCUAUAUAUUUUUUCCUAUUCAGGGUUUGUUAAACUUCAUUAAACUGAAUGCCAAAGGUUUCCUAACACAGUGAUUUGUUUUGCUGUUCUUGAAAGAAUAAAACUUGUUGUGAGUGCUGUGGGA
This is a messenger RNA of Numida meleagris (helmeted guineafowl), 2407 nucleotides long. RefSeq names its product serpin B6-like. Gene Ontology annotation, biological process: negative regulation of endopeptidase activity. Gene Ontology annotation, cellular component: cytoplasm. NCBI's taxonomy places the organism in Eukaryota, Metazoa, Chordata, Aves, Galliformes, Numididae. Bases 405 to 1544 code for a protein of 379 amino acids. Gene Ontology annotation, molecular function: serine-type endopeptidase inhibitor activity. The record is from RefSeq and is a predicted model, not a curated record. The transcript is spliced from 8 exons.